AACACAAUUACCAACCAUUUAGUUCUUAGUUAGUUUUUCAACAAGGAGAGAGCUAAUCAAAGAAAAAGCAUGAAGCUCCCUUUGAUAGAUUUGAGCAAGCUAGGAGAAGAUGAUUCUACAAGAUGGGAAUCAGCCAAAAUCGAAAUCCGAGAAGCCCUGCAAGAAUAUGGGUGCUUCGAAGCAACAUUCGAUGAGAUUCCUGUUGAGUUGAGGAAGUCAGUUGUUGAGGGGAUUCAACAACUUUUCGAUCUCCCUUUGCCCAUCAAAAUGCGUAACAAAUCAGACAAACCAUACCAUGGCUACGUUGGACAAAGCCCUUUCGUUCCACUCUUCGAAAGUAUGGGCAUCGACGGCGCUCUCUCGCCUCAAACUGUCGACACAUUCACCAACCUCAUUUGGUCCCAAGGCAAUCCCACUUUCAGCAAGAAUAUACAGUUAUACUGUGAGAAAUUGUCUGAAUUGGACAAGUUUGUGAGGCGAGCGGUGGUGGAGAGCCUUGGACUGGAAAAGUACGGCGACGAGCACAUGAAGUCGACGGAUUACGUGUGUCGAGUCCAGAAAUACGAGGCGCCUCGAACCCCUCACACAACCCUCGGAUUAAUUCCCCAUACCGACAAGAACAUCGUCACCAUUUUGCAUCAGCUCAAUCAUGUUAGAGGUCUGCAAAUUCUUACCAAAGAUGGCAAAAAUUGGAUCGCUGCAGAUCCAACGUCUCUCAAUUCUUUCGUCGUCAUGAUCGGAACCUCUUUCCAUGCAUGGACAAACGGGCGACUGCAUGCGCCUUAUCAUAGGGUGAUGGUGAGCGGGGACGAAGCUCGAUACUCGAUCGGAUUGUUUUCGAAUCCAAAAGCAGGGUGCGUGAUUAAGGCUCCGGAAGAGAUGGUGGAUGAAGAUCAUCCUUUGCUGUACAAGCCCUUUGAUUACAUCAACUUCGUCGAAUUUUUCUAUACAGAUGUUGGCAGGACUUCGCCGAAUGCUCUCAUGGAAUAUUGUGGAGCCUAAACUCCAUCAACGGACUCUUGUCUUGUUUAUGCAUAAUUUAUCAACUUGUGUGUGUGCUGCUUAUAAGAUAUCUCGACUCCAUCCCAGCUGCCAAGAUGAGCCUAUAUAUAGGCUAUACUUACUUAUCAAUUCAAGGCUAGCUAUAUAUAUUUUACAUGUACUUUAGAUUUGAUUAAUUUGGUAUAGACAUGUUCAUUAAUUAUGUGAAGAAAAUAAUAUAUACAAUUAUAUUUUCAUA
This is a messenger RNA of Salvia miltiorrhiza (redroot sage), 1240 nucleotides long. RefSeq names its product 2-oxoglutarate-dependent dioxygenase AOP2-like. Bases 70 to 1002 code for a protein of 310 amino acids. The transcript has 3 exons. NCBI's taxonomy places the organism in Eukaryota, Viridiplantae, Streptophyta, Magnoliopsida, Lamiales, Lamiaceae. Gene Ontology annotation, molecular function: dioxygenase activity. The record is from RefSeq and is a predicted model, not a curated record.